Ambispora leptoticha is the source of this 1431-nucleotide messenger RNA. The record is from the annotation of a GenBank genome assembly. Lineage: Eukaryota; Fungi; Glomeromycota; Glomeromycetes; Archaeosporales; Ambisporaceae.
AUGCCGAAAGAGACAAAAGAGAAGAAGGAAAAACACAAGCGUCGUUCAGAACUUGGAACAUUAAGCGAGAGGUUAGGAGGAGGAAUGACCUCAGAAAGUGGACAAACUAGACUUGACACGUUAAAUGAACGGCUGGGAAUAACGGCAGAACCACCGCCACCAAUGAUUACAAUUGACAUUCCGUUAGAGUAUCCAGAAAACAACAUUGUAUACUUUCCAGACCUUCUAAAAGAAGCUGGUGUGUGGCCUUCCACUCCACCACGACACACAGGAACCGACUCGGAUUCUGACUCGUCAGAGGCCGUAUCCGACGGCUAUCAAACACUCGACAGAGAUUCUCCGUCGCCGAGUCCCACUCCGCCGCCUCCACAGCUAGAUUCUUCGCAUGAAAGUGAUCAGUUCUUUCGUCGAAUUCUUCAGAACGCCGAAGCGAAUGCCAGAGCGGAGAAGGAGACUAAAUCAACUCGCAGUAGAAAAAAAACUUCACGAGAGGAAAAUUAUGAUAUUUCUGACCCAUUCAUCGAUGACAGUGAACUGGCGCCGGCGCAGCUCUUCACUGGGGAAAUUCGUCCUUCCGUGGAAGGAUUCUUCGUUUGGAAAGGGCCGUUGGUUACCGAGGGUUCAGAUGGUGAAGAUUCUCAUGACAAUAAAAAAUCAAGUUUAAAGAAAAGAUCAGCUGCGGUUGAUAAGAAACCGCGAAAGAGGAAGGCUAAUACCAAUACAAGUGCUGAAGAUGAGUAUGUCACCAUCACCUCUACUACGACCACAUCUAUUACUACAACUAGCACCACGACAGCAUCAAAACCAACCUUGAAACCAGGACCAAAACUAAAAAAGAAGGCGGAAAUCUCGGAUGGCAAUAAUGAUGUUAAAAAGCGAGCAACAAUUGACGAUAAUGAUCAAGCAUCGACUUCAAAGAGUACACCUGAAUCAUCAUCCGUCUCUACGAAUCCAUUCCGCACGCCACCCCCUCCUCCAAAUAGAAAUGGUACUAUUGCCUUUAUUGUUAAUCCUGUUCCUCCUAUGAAAGAAGAACCUAUUAUUACAAUAGCUGACAAGGCUACAAUAACGCCACCUACAGUUAUGAGAUAUGUUCCAGAAGCUAACAAAACACCCGGUAAAACGCAAAAAACCUAUCCCGUUGAUCCAAUCCACCAUGAAGUACAAUUGGCAGUUGAUUUGUUUAAAGUUGAAAUCGCAAAAGUGACUCGACUGUGCAAAAGAACACUCUACCCUAACAAGAUUACCGAACUUGAACAACAAAGAGAAAAAUUAUUUAGUGAUCUUAGGGCCGAACUAAAUACAAUAAUGCCAGCGAUAUUAGCUCAAUAUGAAUUGAUGUUAAAAGCUGUCGACGAACACAUUGCAGCAUCGUCAGUUGGAAAUGGACAUUACUUUAAUGAGAAACGACUUGAUGGAGGCAGAAGAUAA